AGCUCGCGGUGCAGUGCGCGCAGCCCGUCAGCAGCCAGCAGCCAGCAGCCAGCAGCAGUAGCAGCAGCCCGCUGCCCGCCGCGCCCUCGCCGUCGCUGAGCGUCGCCGCCAGCCGCUGCCCGCCAUGAAGUUCCGCCGGUCGAUGAAGGGGGAGAAGGACGCACACCGCCCGCACCACAUCUCCAUCCCGGCCAAGGAUGCGAUAGCCAUCGUGCCGCCGAAGAAGGUCAUUAAAGCCCUCUAUGAUUACAGCGCGGCCGACCCGAACCAACUCAGCUUUUCGCAGGGCGACUUCCUGCACGUCGUCAACCGCGAGCACGACACCGACUGGUACGAAGCCUGCAACCCGCUGCACGGCUCGCGCGGCCUGGUCCCCGUCUCGUACUUCGAGGGCGUCGGCAAGACAGUGCGCGACAGCGCCGGCUCAGCACCUCGCCAAUCUGCGCAGACCCAGCCGCACGACUCUGGCUACCAGGAGCCCCUGAGAGGGAUAGGCAGCCCCAACCCGCUGGCCUCUGCAGGCAUGGCGCACUCGAUGGGCCACCAGAUGCGCAUGUCGCAGUCGGGCAAGACGGGCGCCAUGGUCUACGGCAUCGUCAUGUACGACUUCAAGGCGGAGCGGCCCGACGAGCUGGACGCAAAGGAGGGCGAGGCCAUCAUCGUUAUUGCACAGUCGAAUCCCGAGUGGUUCGUCGCGAAGCCCAUCACACGCCUCGGCGGCCCCGGCCUGAUUCCCGUGUCGUUCAUCGAGAUUCGCGACAUGACCACCGGCCAGGCAGUCCCCGAUGCGCAGCAUGCAGUCUCCGCAGCAGGCGUGCCCAAGGUCGAGGAGUGGAAGAAGAUGGCUGCAGACUACAAGAACGGCAGCAUACCGCUCGGCAAGCUGCAGGACAACACGCAGCAGUCGUUGCAAGCCGGCAUGGAGCGCAUGAGCUUGGGUGGACGAAGCCAGACCCAAGGCCGGAGUGGCUCGGUUUCGCACUCGCGCUCAGGCUCGGUUGCCAUGCAAGGCGGUCAAGGCCGCGCCGACCAGUUGCUUGCGCCUGUCAAGGCAUGCGUACCACGGUACUGCUUCGCCGAUGACAUCUUCUGGUUCAUCAUCGAGUGUCAGAUGGAGGACGGCAACCACUGGGAGCUCCAGCGCUUAUACCAAGACUUCUACGACCUCCAGAUACAGCUCAUUGCAACCUACCCGGUCGAAGCUGGCACUAGCGGCCAAGGAGAGCGCACAUUGCCGUUCAUGCCUGGACCUGUCACCUACGUUACCGAUAACAUCUCGAACGGUCGCCGCGCAAACCUCGACGAAUACAUAAAGAACCUGCUCAAGCUCGGCCCGCACAUCACACAUGGUCAGCUUGUAAAGGGAUUCUUCGCGCCAAGGCAGGGCGAUUAUGAGAUCGAUCCCGACGUGCAAGCUCAGGACGACUACAGACUGUCCCAGCAGUCUGGACAAUCUUCGAACCAUUCGCACGGAGGAUCCACGAGCAGACAGUCGUCUGCUGAUCAAUUGCAGGCUACCACCCCGGUAACCCCUUACUCUACUGGAUCAUACGGCGCUCACCAGCGUGGUCAGUCGUCAGCCUCGCAAGUGUACUCGUCAGCCCUCAAUCCCCCACCGAUGAAUCACCAGCACUCCUCAGCAUCGACCGCAGUAAACACUGGCACAUCCUCAGCACUCAAAAUUAAGGUCUGGUUCGAGGAGGACAACUGCGUUGUUAUCCGCAUGCCGAUUUCUCUUCGUUACGCCGACCUGUACAACAAGCUGAGGGAAAGAAGAAGACUCGAGAGGCCCAAUGAGCCCGAUGAAGAUUUGAAUGUCGAAUACAGAGACGAAAUGGAAGGGGCGUUCUUCCCCAUCGAAAACGACGAGGACCUGCAAAUUGCGGUCGAAAGAAACCCAAAGCUGACUUUAAGUGUCACAACGAGGAGGUGAUAGCUAUGAUGUCUCUUUGGACAACUAAUUGUUUCACUUCUUUGGUCACCGCUACUUUGGCGGUUAUCUUCUACUUCAUUACAUGUUUCACGAUCGAUACCUCUCUGCUUAGGGCGUUGAUUAUACAACACAGAAAGGCGUUUAGCGGAGUACUUGGGGGGUUUGCGGCUGCAUGAUUCCCACUUGUUGGUUUUGGGUUUUUGCAUUAUCCUUAGCUUGGGUUGUUGAGUGCAUACGCUGGUUGGUCCACGUUAUUAUGAGGACACGGACUGGUAGGCUGGAUGGUUGGCUGGGCGGUUGGCUGGAUGGUGGGUUUAGGUAGAAUGGUGCUCGGCGUAAGCACAAGCGCAAGUGAGGAGAUGCAAAGCAAUUCGACAGAUGCGAUGAACG
This is a messenger RNA of Boeremia exigua, 2323 nucleotides long. RefSeq lists its product as uncharacterized. Bases 125 to 1933 code for a protein of 602 amino acids. The record is from RefSeq and is a predicted model, not a curated record. Gene Ontology annotation, cellular component: mating projection tip. Gene Ontology annotation, biological process: conjugation with cellular fusion. Lineage: Eukaryota; Fungi; Ascomycota; Dothideomycetes; Pleosporales; Didymellaceae. Gene Ontology annotation, molecular function: protein binding; phosphatidylinositol binding. The transcript has 4 exons.